Molecule: messenger RNA, 5135 nt
Organism: Clupea harengus (Atlantic herring)
Lineage: Eukaryota; Metazoa; Chordata; Actinopteri; Clupeiformes; Clupeidae
Gene: kmt2e
Product: lysine methyltransferase 2E
Biological process (GO): regulation of DNA-templated transcription
Cellular component (GO): Rpd3L-Expanded complex; Set3 complex
Source: RefSeq, a predicted model, not a curated record
UACGCUUGUGUAAAGUCGUUACGUAACACAGAUUUGCAGUCUCCCAUCGCGUUGGAAAGCAGAUUUGGCGUCUCAUUUUCAGUUCUAUUAGCCUUGCUUGGACUGUCAUCAGUCAUUCACUACCUUCACAUAGGCGAAACACUUACCAUUCAUUUCUGAAAGUUUAAUACUAAACCCUUCUAACGAGAUGUUAAAUGCUAAACCAUAAAAGUCCUUCUAACGAGGUGUUAACUAACCGCGCACAGGUCUUCACUGGUAUUUUUGAAGAAUAAGAUUCCUCAUGCUUAGCUGACAGGUACCUUUAAUGACAUUUGUGGACAAAGUGAGUCAAACCUUAGCCAAAAUGGCUGUCUGGGUAUUCAGAGAAAUGUUUCUAAAAAAUAUAAUAUAACAGACACAAUGUGUAACUUUCGAGUCAGCCUUUCCAUGUUUUCAGAGCAAUUGGUGAGAUUGGUUUUUUUUAAACCGUCGCCAGAUUUCUCGUAGCCUAGAAAUUUGCCGUGAAUGAACCCUCCUCGUCGUCCCCAAAGCCCCUGUAAUGCUCGGUGGGUGAACCCGCAAGGUGUGGGGGCGGGGUUCGCGUUGACAGGGAGGAGGGAGUCGUGGGGGAGGCGGAGUCACGGCAGUUCUACCAGCGCCGCCAUUUUUGCAAAGGGAAAAGAGACAGGGGUAGAGGGAUCUAGUUUCCUACAAGUCAGCGUAGGUAGGGCAGUAUUAAAACAGUUUUAACUGAAUUAAAACUGUACAUUAGGUUGUGAUCACAGCUGUAAUAAUAGAAGAAAGAGUACAUAGGGUUUUACAAGAGGUGUGUUGCAAGAUUCAACAUUUUAAAACCACUGUUAUAGAUCCGCAGUGGAGACCGAAGUAUUGUUUUGGUUGUGUGGAGUCACGGGCGGCGGGGGUCUCACCCGGGUCCCCUGUUUCUUCAUUCAGAGCAAUUAUAGUGGACAUUAACGGCCUCGUGGAUGCACUUAGAUGUCUGCAAUGAGUGCUGUGGCUGGCAUGCCUCAGUGUUUUGGAUUCCUCUGCUCUGGACUCAGUAGGACAAGGACUCAGCAGAGAACGUCAUGAGCAUAGGCGUCCCUGUAGGGGUGGACACGGCAGACACCUCAUACCUCAACAUGGCUGCAGGAUCAGACAGACCGGAGUCAGUGGAGGCGAGCCCCGUGGUGGUGGAGAAGUCUAGCUACCCGCACCAGAUCUACAGCAGCAGCUCCCACCACUCGCACAGCUACAUCGGCCUGCCGUACGCUGACCACAACUAUGGAGCGCGGCCUCCCCCCACGCCGCCCGCCUCCCCCCCGCCGGUGGUGCUGAUCCGUCCGGGCGACGGGCUGCUGGUGGGCGGGCAGGACGAGGCGUCGCGCGGCACCACGCUCAGCACUUCGGAGGACGGCAGCUACGGGGCCGACAUCACCCGCUGCAUCUGCGGCUUCACGCACGACGACGGCUACAUGAUCUGCUGCGACAAGUGCAGUGUGUGGCAGCACAUAGACUGCAUGGGCAUCGACCGGCAGCACAUCCCCGAGACGUACCUGUGCGAGCGCUGCCAGCCGCGCACCCUGGACCGCGACCGCGCCAUAGUGCUGCAGACGCGCAAGAGGGAGAACAUGUCAGAUGGGGACACCAGCGCCACGGAGAGCGGAGACGAGGUUCCGCUGGAGCUGUAUUCGGCCUUCCAGCACGCGCCCACCAGCCUGACCCUCACCACCGCUCGCCUGGGCCACAAGCCGCCUGAAAAGAAGCGAAAGAGAAGCGGCGACAAGGAGCCGCCCACCACAGCUCGCGCGAAAAAGGCCUUCCGGGAGGGGUCACGGAAGUCCUCCAGAGUGAAGGGUUCGGCCCCUGACGUGGACCCGAGCGACUCUCCGUCGCUGUGGGAGAGUAAGAUGCAGCUGUGGACGGAGCGCUACGAGGAGGCCAGCAGCAACCAGUACAGCGAGGACGUGCAGACGCUGCUGCGCAUCAAGGAGGCCAGCCACGUCAAGACGCUGGCCUACAACACACACACCGCCAGCUUCAAGCCUCCCGUGGAGGUAACCGAAACACUCGAAAUGAGCCAGCUGCAGCAGAGCAAGCGGGUGCUGAAGGCGGUGCGUGACCUGGCUCCAGAUUCACUCAUCAUCGAAUACAGGGGCAAGUUCAUGCUGCGCCAGCAGUUUGAAGCCAACGGUUACUUCUUUAAAAGGCCGUACCCGUUUGUGUUGUUCUACUCCAAGUUUGACGGGCUGGAGAUGUGCGUGGACGCGCGCAACUUCGGCAACGAUGCACGAUUCAUACGCCGCUCCUGCACCCCUAAUGCUGAGGUGCGUCACGUGGUCGAGGAUGGCAUGCUGCAUUUGUACAUCUAUUCACUGAGACACAUCAGUAAAGGCAGUGAGGUCACCAUUGGAUUUGACUACGACUAUGGCAGCUGUAAAUACAAGGUGGACUGCGCAUGCCUGAUGGACCACGAGUGUCCGGUCUUCAAGCACAACCUGGAGCCCACGGAGAACCUGGGCGGCGGGCUGGACUCUCGGCGCCGGCGCGCCCGCAAGGACAAGGAGCCGCUGCUCCUGGAGCGCGAGGACGGAGGCCAGAACCAGAACCUCAACCUCAACCUGAUGCUGGACGGGGAGGCGGCCAAGAGCAAGAACCUCGGUGACCCCAAGCAGAGGAAGCUCUCGCCGCUGCGCCUGUCCAUCUCCAACAACCAGGAUCCUGAGUUAAUUGAGGAUUUAGAAGAGAAAACCUCCGUUAGCAAUGAAGUAGAGAUGGAAUCAGAGGAGCAGAGUGCUGAAAGGAGGAAGAAGAUGACGCGAGAGGAGCGUAAGAUGGAGGCCAUCCUGCAGGCGUUUGCCCGCAUGGAGAAGCGGGAGAAGCGGCGGGAGCAGGCGCUGGAGCGCAUCGGCACCAAGACUGAACCCGGCACGUGCCGGGACAUCAAAGAGGAGCCGCCCGCCACGCCCGAGCCCGACUCCCCCGCCCCACUACUGCCUCUGUUUGACGCCGUGAAGGAGGAGCCGUGCAUGAGGCCGGUGACGGUCGUCACGGCUGCCAAGGUGAGCCGCUCGAAGCAGCGCAAGUCCUUCUCCCGCGGGCGCACCCACAUCGGGCAGCAGCGGCGGCGGGCACGCACCGUCAGCACCUGCUCCGACCUGCAGCCCGGCUCGCCCUCCGACCUCCUGGAGCCGCUGUCCGCCGACCCCGGCGAGGUGCUCGAGGGCCCCCCCAUCGCCGCCCCGGAGCCCGAGGUGGCCAUGCCCCAGUGCACGCCCGAAGCCAGCCCGCCCUACAGCGGCUCGCCCGCGCCAAUGCCUCGCCACGCCAACAAGUACCCCAAAACCAAAAAGCAGCACUUAGUGAGUGAGUGGAUGGGGGGCGAGAAGCAGCAGGACCAGUGGGCGGUGCGGACCCCGGAGCCCCCUCCGGAGCGGCCCCUGCGCAUCAGCAGCGACCCCGAGGUGCUGGCCACGCAGCUCAACUCUCUCCCGGGCCUGGCGCUCAGCCCGCACGUCUACACCACGCCCAAGCACUACGUGCGCUUCUCCUCGCCCUUCCUGGCGCAGCGCAGCCCCACCGCCCCGGGCCUGCCCACCGGGCGCCGGCGCUCGCGAGAGCUGCCCGAGACGCCGCCCACCACCGGCUCCUGCAAGAAGCGUUGGCUGAAGCAGGCCCUGGAGGAGGAGGGCUCCCCCUGCCCCGGAGGUCAGCUCAUGCUGCCCAGCGAGGGCCCCCUCAGCCCCCCCCUCAACGGCGACUCGGACAGCCCGCUCCCCUUCAACGGCAGCUGCACUCUACCAGAGCUGCCCACCCCUCUGAAGAAGCGUCGCUUGUGUCCGCUGGACGCCUGCAUGUCGGAGAGCUCCACCCCUUACGGCUCGCCGUGCGCCACGCCCACCCGAGCCGACCUAUCAGAUACGCCGAGCACGCCCCUGCUCCUGGCCACUCCUCCCCGCGUGCGGCAGGAAGACGCGGGCACAGAGUCCUUGCCCACCACGCCCACCCACACGCACGUUGCCCCCGGCAACGCAGCGCAGGGCACACUCACGCCGCAGGGGGCGAACACACCCUUCAACGUGCCACAGGAGAGUGAUGCGUCGGAGGAGAACUCCCCAGAAGGCAGCCGGAGAUCCAGUACCCAAGAGGUGGAGCGCGCCCCUUCGCUGCUCUUGUCUCCAACGCUGCUUCCCAUCAUCCUCCCCACCAUCCUCCCUGACGUGGCCCCCCAGGAGCCGAAGCCCGUGGUCACCCUGAGCCCCGAGCCCGACCCCCAGGAGCCAGCGGCGGCCCCAGACGAGGGAGCGGAGCCGGUGGCCGACGCCAGCGCAGGGGGGGACCCCCUCCAGCCCUCGGACGCCACCACCCCGACCUACCCGCCCUGGAUGAAGAGCCCGGAGCGCAGCGGUGGUGGUGGUGGUGCUGCCAGCGGCCUGUCUUUCUCUCCAAUCAACUCCAACCUGCGCGACCUGACGCCCUCCCACACGCUGGAGAUGGGUGCCUUCCGGCACGACGCCACGGGGACGGGGCCCAAUGCGGUCGCCGGCACGGCCGGCGCGGCAGCAGCGGCCUUCAUCGAGGGAGCCGCCGUCUUCUUCCCCGGAGAGGAGGGGGGGCAGUUGGGUUUCAGCCGCUCGCUCAGCGCAGACAGCAGCGGGGAGGGAGGGAGCACCGCCCAGAACCCCCCACCCAAGAAAAAGGUGUCUUUGCUGGAGUACAGGAAGAGGCAGCGCGAGGCUCGGCGCAGCGGCUCAAAGGCCGAGUGCAGCUCCCCGGUCGCCACGGUGCCGCCCGCGGAAAUGUUCCCCGUCGCCAUAGAGACGGUCCCCGAGCCGCCGGCUCCAGUGGCGGUGGCACCCGCACCCGCACCCACUCCCACGCCCCCCAGGCCAGCGAGGAGGGGGGCGACAGCACACCCCAGGGGGAGAGAGAGGGGGGAGAAGCACAGUGGACGUCUUCUACAUCAGUGGAACAGGCCAGAGAGCGCGGCUACCACAGAGCCCUGUUGCUAAGUGACCAUCGCAAGGACAAGGAUGCAGAUGGUCCAGAGGCAGAGGAUGGCGCACCUGUGAGGGACUGUCCCUCUCCCAAGAGCUGCAAGAGUCCCUCUACACACCCGCCGUGUUCUCCUGGUCCCAGCGCUCGCCCCCUGAAGG